CUAAACCAGAAGUUUCGAAGCCGUUGAGUGUGGAAAUGUUAUAAAAUGUUCGAUUAUAAAAAUAUAUAAAAGUUUUCUAAAGGCGUUUAUAUUUUGUGAAAAUAACGUUUAUUUAAAAAAAAUUUGAAAUGUAAAUUUCACUGUCAGUGUAUAUUUUUCACUAUUGCAUCAUCUCUUUCGUGUAAUAUUUUUACAAAUUGUUGGGUACGUUCGAGGUUUGAAAAAUGUAAAUUGGUUUGAAAUCGUUUGAGAAAGUUGACAUUCAAGUUCAGCAUUGGGAUCGUAGUUAAAAGAGAGAUAAACGUAAUUGAAGUUGGAUUGCCAGGUCAAUAUAUCGCAUCAAACAAUGGUUUUAUUGAGAGAACACUUCAGUAAGCAGAUAAUUUGACGUUUUGGGCCAUGGGCUGUGGGGAUAUGUAAAGUCCAAAGUCUAUGUGAACAAUCCCGCUUUAAUUCAAGCCUCGGAGAAAAAUAUGACGCGUAUCAUUCGCCAGUCAUGGAAGAUUGGACUAAAUGGAUGCACCAUCUAAAACCUUGACGCGGCCAGCAUUUGAAAGAGAUAAUCUUCAAAAAAUAAAUGCCAAAAAAUUUUCUUUCGAUAGAUAAUAAACAUUCCCAUUAAAUUUGAAAAAUUAGGGAACCUCGAAGUUAAUCACCUUUUACAAAUCUCAGGGUCGGUUCGGCACUAGAAAGUUAUCACAAUCCCCAUUAUAGCACUUUUAACAACUUAUGCAACGUUUGAACGUGUCAAUCUCUUUUAAUUUCCCGCGUCUAAAAAAUUAAAUGAUGUACACACUGUUUUCGUUGUCAUCAAAGGUCUUUUCAAAUGCUGCAAUUUAGUUAUUUCCAAACGAAAUACGAGAAAAUUUAUUGAAAAAAAAAUUAAAAAUUAAAGAAAGAAAAUUAUAAGUUGUUUAAACAAAAAAUAAAAUAAAUUAUUGUGAAUUUAAAUGUUGCGUAUUAAAUAACACAGCUUUGCUGCCGCUUAUCAGUGACGCCAACAUUUGUUAUAAUUUCGAGCUCGGUCUGAUUAGUGAGAGUUUAAGUAAAUAAACUAGCGCACAGCCAAAGCUACGAGAGUGAGCUUACGCGGCAAACUCAACUCAUUCGUCCAAACUUAUGUAGUUAGUUUGUGAACAUCGCUUGAGCAACUGUGACCAUGGCGAACCUGCGCUGGAUUAGAAAUCUCGCAAUAUUCCUCAUAUUGAGCAAUUUUUUGGUAUUUGCGCUGUUGCUGGACCUGUCGGCUUUGCAUGGCUACGCGCAACUUGCCGAACGAGUGCGCAUCUAUGAAACAAUGCGCGCCAAUAUCUUGGAGAAGGAGUCAAAUAAUCAACUUGGCGGACGCGUGUUGCUUAAUGCCAAAGAACGCGUCGUCAAUGAGUUGAUCAUGUUGGAGAAGCAGCACGAACUGGAGUUGGGUUUGAAAAACAUAAGCCAUUUUCAGGUGGCACAGCACUUUUUCCGCUCAUUUGAGAAAAUUGGUAAUACGACGCUCUUUCAAAACCUAAAAACGAUGCCAAAAGGUGGUGUCUUGCAUGCGCAUGAUAUGGCGUUGUGUAGCAGUGAGUAUCUGCUAUCGCUGACCUAUCGUGAGCAUUUGUGGAUUUGUGUAGCAAAGAGUGAGACGCAAGAGUAUAAGAUGUUACGCUUCUCUUUGCUGCAGCCACAGCACGAAGAGUCGUGCGAAUGGUCAUUGCUGAGCGAAUUGCGACAAAGUGUGCUUAGCGAUGCUGUCGAUAAGAAGUUGCUGGCGCAGUUGACUAUGUAUCCCCUAGAACAUUUUCCAAACGAGGAUACAGUCUGGAAGCGUUUCCGCAGCAUAUUUCGGCUCGUGGUGGGGCUGCUGACCUAUGCGCCAGUGUGGAGCGACUACAUUUAUAAGGCGUUGGAGGAGUUCUAUGCAGAUGGCGUGCAAUAUUUGGAAAUUCGUUCCGUCUUGCCGAUAUUGUAUGAUUUGAGUGGCGGUAACUACACCCUUUUGAAUACGACACGUGUAAUGCGCGAUGCUGAUUUGCGAUUUCGCGCUUCGUAUCCAGACUGGAUUGGCUCGCGCCUGAUUUACGCACCGACAAGAAAAGUGUCCGACGCUCGUUUCGUAGAGUAUUUGGGCAAUGCGUUGCUACUGAAGUCUCAUUUCCCUGAUUACUUCGCCGGUUUCGAUUUGGUUGGUUGGGAAGAUGAGGGUCGGCCCUUACAUGACUACGCUCGCGAGCUGCUUGCUCUGCAAGACGAAAUCCAUUUCUAUUUUCAUGCCGGCGAAACAAAUUGGUAUGGUACCAACACCGAUGAAAAUCUACUCGACGCCGUUCUUCUCGGCACGAAACGCAUUGGACAUGGUUUGGCGCUGCUUAAGCAUCCCGAAGUAUUGCAGUUGGCACGUUUACGAAACGUUGCAAUUGAAAUAAAUCCAAUAUCCAAUCAAGUACUGCAAUACAUUGGCGAUUUGCGUACACAUCCCGCCUCUGUGCUUUUUGCUGUCAAUUAUCCUGUGGUCAUUGCAUCAGAUGAUCCCUCAUUUUGGAAAGCCACUCCGCUGACGCACGAUUUUUAUAUGGCGUUUAUGGUUAUCGCUUCGCGAAAGGCAGAUCUUGGCCUGUUGAAACAGCUAGCUUCAAACUCGAUUACUUACGGUGCCUUCAGUGGCAAUGAGCGCGAGGCAGCUUUCGAAAAAUGGCAUAAACGUUGGAACCAGUGGAUCGACAAUAUAAAUACGAAAUUGUAAUGAGUGCGUGUAUAAGUAAAAUUUUUUAUGUAAAAAUCGUAAAUUUCCGUGGUGAACAAAAAUAAAAAUGAAGUGGUGAGAUUUCGACCAAGAAAGUGGCUCGGCUCUUUUGGGUCUUAUAAACUAAGUGUUGUGUUUUUUCAUUCGAGAGAUAUUGUAUCGCUUAUUGAUGUGAUAUAAUAUCAUAUGACUGAAAUAACGCGAUGUGAUCACGAUAUGUUUGUAUGGCGUCAGUUAUUAUUUUGCUGUUCGUUGUAACGUUGUAUAUGUUGUUAGUCUCAUAUGUGCCGUGGGGAUUAAUAAUGUGCU
Molecule: messenger RNA, 3034 nt
Organism: Bactrocera dorsalis (oriental fruit fly)
Lineage: Eukaryota; Metazoa; Arthropoda; Insecta; Diptera; Tephritidae
Product: adenosine deaminase 2-A
Exons: 3
Coding region: 1160-2725 (521 amino acids)
Biological process (GO): inosine biosynthetic process; adenosine catabolic process
Molecular function (GO): adenosine deaminase activity
Source: RefSeq, a predicted model, not a curated record